Molecule: messenger RNA, 1362 nt
Organism: Cyprinus carpio (common carp)
Lineage: Eukaryota; Metazoa; Chordata; Actinopteri; Cypriniformes; Cyprinidae
Product: ADP/ATP translocase 2
Biological process (GO): mitochondrial ADP transmembrane transport; mitochondrial ATP transmembrane transport
Cellular component (GO): mitochondrial inner membrane
Molecular function (GO): ATP:ADP antiporter activity
Source: RefSeq, a predicted model, not a curated record
CUACGAUGUUGGUUGACUUGCGCUGGUCUAACUGGUUUUUCCUGGAAGGCAGUGCAACUGAAUAGCCUAUCACAGACACCCGAACAGAGGUCGGGUUUCCUCCACCUUAAAGCACAGAUGGGCCGGUAACAAAAGAACAGAUAUCUCAUUGUAUCUCGCGAUCAGGUCCUUAGAAAAGUCAUUGACCAUCUAGAAAUUUGGUCAUUAGCCAGCAGCAUCACGGAACAAUGAGUGCGACCGCUAUUUCAUUUGCCCAGGACUUUUUGGCAGGUGGAAUCGCCGCUGCGAUCUCGGAGACUGCUGUUGCCCCCAUAGAAAGAGUCAAGCUACUCCUUCAGAUCCAGCAUGCCAGCAAGCAAAUUACAGUAGACAAACAAUACAAAGGUAUUGUAGACUGUAUAGUACGUAUUCCCAAGGAGCAGGGCUUCCUAUCCUUCUGGAGAGGCAACUUGGCCAAUGUCAUUAGGUAUUUCCUAACACAAGCUCUCAACUUUGCUUUCAAGGAUAAGUAUAAGAAUAUUUUUCUGGAUGGUGUUGACAAGCGUACCCAGUUUUGGAGGUACUUCGCUGGUAACCUCGCCUCUGGUGGUGCUGCUGGAGCCACGUCUCUGUGCUUUGUCUACCCCCUUGACUUUGCCAGAACCCGUCUGGCUGCUGAUGUCGGAAAGGCUGGUGCAGAGAGAGAAUUCACAGGCCUUGGAAACUGUUUAACAAAGAUCAUCAAGUUUGAUGGUCUGAGGGGCUUAUAUCAGGGAUUCAACGUGUCUGUGCAAGGCAUCAUCAUCUACAGGGCGGCUUACUUUGGCAUCUAUGACACAGCAAAAGGCAUGCUACCGGAUCCAAAUAACACCCAUAUUUUUGUCAGCUGGAUGAUUGCUCACACAGUCACUACCAUUGCUGGUUUCACAUCAUAUCCCUUUGACACAGUACGUCGUUGUAUGAUGAUGCAGUCUGGACGUACAAGAGCUGACGUAAUGUACAGCGGCACUAUUGACUGCUGGAGGAAGAUUGCACGUGAUGAGGGUGGCAAGGCCUUCUUCAAGGGCGCCUGGUCCAAUGUGCUCAGGAGCAUGGGUGGAGCCAUCGUCCUGGUUCUGUACGACGAACUCAAGAAGAUUAUGUGACACCAUAUUAAAUUAAUUAUUUAAAGAAAAUGUUGUGUAUUAUGUGAAUGGACUCUUGCUUUACUUGUGAAGCCUGGCUAGUUUUGUCCUAGUAGUUAUAUAAAAGAUAAUACAUGUAUAUGACAGUAAAGUAUAUGUGUAUAUGUUUAUAAUGUUUUUUCUUUUCUUUUCUUAAAUGUUUAUUCUCUUCCCUGGCUUAUACUAUUGCAUGUGCAAUGAAUAAACUGGAAGUAAUACA